AUGGCUCAAUCUCCAGCCUCAUCGCCGACCAAGUCGGAGUCCGCCGCUCCACCGAGGAAGGCGUUGUCUCCGACGGCGACACCCGUUUCACCGGCGGUUUCUCCUUCUUCUACUGAAGAGUCACCAGCUGCUGUUCCCGCCGCCAUCACUCCCUCCUCCAUCUCUGGUCCACCAUCUGAAGCUCCAGGGCCGGCUGCCAACGGUGCCGUUUUGAACAGAGUCGCCGUCUCUGGAUCUGCUGCGAUCGUGAUUUUCGCUGCUGCUUUGCUCAUCAUUCUCGUCCUGACCCUUGUGGCAUUCUGCGCGCUCUCUGCCGUCGUCGCCCAAUCUCCGGCCCCGUCUCCUGUGGCUCAGUCACCGAAAUCUGCUCCGGCUCCAAGCUCUCCUCCGGCUCCCACUGCCCCGUCGACCGCGGCUCCUCCCUCGUCGAUCUCUUUCCCUCCGUCUGAGGCUCCUGAGCCGUCUGAGUCUGAACCGGCUGAUAAUGGUGCCGUCUCUAGUGGAUUUGCAGUGGCCGGAUCUGUCGCCGUCGGUGUUGUCGCCGCCGUGUUGAUCAUGUGA
Molecule: messenger RNA, 561 nt
Organism: Lotus japonicus
Lineage: Eukaryota; Viridiplantae; Streptophyta; Magnoliopsida; Fabales; Fabaceae
Product: classical arabinogalactan protein 4-like
Exons: 2
Coding region: 1-561 (186 amino acids)
Source: RefSeq, a predicted model, not a curated record